CAACAACUUGGCUAAGCAAAGAUGGCGGAGAACAACCAAGCUUCAGUUUCUGAUAUUCACAAAAAGAUCACGGCAGCUUUUGAAGCAUUUGACUACGAAUCUAACAACACCGUGGACGUCCGAGAGAUUGACACCAUUAUCUGUUCACUAGGCUGCUUCCCCUCUCAGACAGACCUACAUGAGCUCAUAGCUAAGGUGGAAGAGGACCAAUCAGGAUAUGUUCAUUUGGAAAAGUUCCUCCCAGUCAUGACCAAAGUGCUGAUGGAGCAGAAGUUUCCUCCCAUCCCUGAGGAUCGUCUGCUUCAGGCCUUUCUGGUUCUGGACAAGGAAAAUAAAGGAUACCUGGAGGCUGAAGAGCUGACGAAGUACAUGACACAAGAAGGUGAGCCUUUCACUCAGGAGGAGAUGGACGAGAUGCUGAUAGCACUCACUGAUCAUGUGAGCAACCGAAUCUAUUACAAAGAGAUAUUCAGCCAACUAACCCUUGACGUCAACAUGUAGGCAAUGUCAGCGUCCGUCAGCAUAACCUCUGACAUCACAAAGGCAAUUUUUGUGUUUGUGAAAAAUGGUCCUAAAAAAUACAUUUACAUAGCUAAACAGCUGUUUUGCAGGUUUGGAAAUGUGCUUUCAUACUUGAAAAGAAAGUUGUAUUUAAGGAUAGCUUUUUGCAAUCCCAAACCCAGAAAGUGGUCUAACAAAAGAUGAUAAUGAAACAUGCUGGGCCUUAAAAUAAUACAGGCUCCUUGCAAUCUCAGCAUUUGACUUGCAGUAUGUGGAAUUUUGUAGGCUUGUUUUACAAGGAAAAUGCCCAGUUUUAAUCCUGUGUACUAAAGAUAUAUACUGUGCAGAUGCAUGCAGCAGUAACAGAUUAAGAUCUUUAUGAGAUUUCAAAUAAUUUGUUAGAAGCCCACUUAAGCUGCAGACACAAGCAUGCGACUGCAAAACUUCAAAGUUCAAAGUUAUCUGACAUUUACUAACAGCAUGAGUGGAUGCAGCCCACAAAUAAAGUUGGUCAAUUUAAUAAUAUAAAAAAAAAAGAAAAAGAAAAAGAAAAGCUCCAUAUGAAAUGACAUACAAUGAGGAACAUGCAUUGGUGUGUUAUUUUGUGAAAAAGAAGUUGUGAUGUUUGAUACAUUGCCUGGAAAUUUAGCUUUAUAUCCAGCGAAACAUCUUAUAUUUUGAUAUAUUAUUUAAAAUGCAGUUUGUAAAGUUAUAAAUAUUGAUAACAACUGACUCCCUGUAAAAUAAAUAAAAAA
Molecule: messenger RNA, 1256 nt
Organism: Melanotaenia boesemani (Boeseman's rainbowfish)
Lineage: Eukaryota; Metazoa; Chordata; Actinopteri; Atheriniformes; Melanotaeniidae
Gene: drc8
Product: EF-hand calcium binding domain 2
Exons: 7
Coding region: 22-501 (159 amino acids)
Molecular function (GO): calcium ion binding
Source: RefSeq, a predicted model, not a curated record